Molecule: messenger RNA, 492 nt
Organism: Gongylonema pulchrum
Lineage: Eukaryota; Metazoa; Nematoda; Chromadorea; Rhabditida; Gongylonematidae
Source: the annotation of a GenBank genome assembly
AUGUCCACUCGUAGAGCAUUCAGAAGUGCCGCCAUUUACUCUGGCAUUAGCAGCUUUUUAGUGAAUACAGCUGCGACAUUUUUCUUGGCGUUCGACGAGUGUGGUCCGAAAUCCGGUCGUGAAUGCCCAUAUGUCCUGUGUGGUGAUUUCAAUAUCCAACCCUAUUGUGCAAUUUACAAUUUCAUUGUUAACAGUGUAUUGUCAUUCCGAAAUUUACGACGGCACAAUAUUUCGGGCCAGUGCCGAAAUGGUGGCCCAUUGGUUGGAAUUAAUUUACUACCAGCUGCACUGAAGAUUGGCCAUGAUUGCCGAUUCGGGAACUUGCAAGGUAAGCCUACGGCUCGCGAUAACGCGACCGGGAGUAACGCAACUCCAGCUUUGACUUUCUUCCGUGAAAAUGUCUCCAUGCCAAUGAUACUUCCUCGAAGUAAAAUUACACUCUCUUUCAUAACUCAGUUUUCCAUUAGCUGUCGCUGUCCUUUUGAUUCUUAA